Messenger RNA from Salvelinus fontinalis (brook trout), 4689 nucleotides. RefSeq names its product T-lymphocyte activation antigen CD80. NCBI's taxonomy places the organism in Eukaryota, Metazoa, Chordata, Actinopteri, Salmoniformes, Salmonidae. Gene Ontology annotation, biological process: T cell costimulation; negative regulation of T cell proliferation; positive regulation of T cell proliferation. Bases 2778 to 3629 code for a protein of 283 amino acids. The record is from RefSeq and is a predicted model, not a curated record. Gene Ontology annotation, cellular component: external side of plasma membrane. The transcript is spliced from 8 exons.
GUAAGAGCUCCUCCUCACUUCCUUUAACGUGUGUGUGCAUGUGUGCGCGUGUGUAUGUCUGUGCUGAGACAAUAGGUGUGAUGAGUUGGUAGGGAGUUUCUGCAGUCCAUGUUUGUACUGAGGUUUACCACACCUCUGUUCGUGUAGGAGUUUAGCCCUCGUGCCGCAUACUGUGUCAGCAUGGUCUGAUCUGAUCGUCUGAUAUCUGUAGCCUGAAUGGAGGGGAGGAAAGCCUCAUCCUAACACAUUCUUUAGCAGCUAGGUACAUGGUUUGGGGGUAUGAGAACUUGGGUGGGUAUACUUACAGCUGAGACCUGGGUGCAGACACUGCAGUUGGUACCCACCUGGCUAGUGUGUUGCUGAACAGCCAAAACCUGGGUGCAGACACUGCAGUUGGUAUCCCCUGGCUAGUGUGUUGCUGAACAGCUGAGACCUGGGUGCAGACACUGCAGUUGGUAUCCCCUGGCUAGUGUGUUGCUGAACAGCUGAGACCUGGGUGCAGACACUGCAGUUGGUACCCACCUGGCUAGUGUGUUGCUGAACAGCCAAAACCUGGGUGCAGACACUGCAGUUGGUAUCCCCUGGCUAGUGUGUUGCUGAACAGCUGAGACCUGGGUGCAGACACUGCAGUUGGUACCCACCUGGCUAGUGUGUUGCUGAACAGCUGAGACCUGGGUGCAGACACUGCAGUUGGUAUCCCCUGGCUAGUGUGUUGCUGAACAGCUGAGACCUGGGUGCAGACACUGCAGUUGGUACCCACCUGGCUAGUGUGUUGCUGAACAGCUGAGACCUGGGUGCAGACACUGCAGUUGGUAUCCCCUGGCUAGUGUGUUGCUGAACAGCUGAGACCUGGGUGCAGACACUGCAGUUGGUAUCCCCUGGCUAGUGUGUUGCUGUAUGCAGCAUCUAGAAUGUUUUAUCGCUGGAGCAGCACUGAUAAACGACAUGACUCAAAAUCUACCAAGCAGAAGAGUCAUUCCCCCAAGUAAAUCACACUUCUUCAGGACACAGAGUGAAUAACUCACUUCACUGAUUAUACCAGAUAAGGGUGGGUACAGUGUAUUAGGCAGGUCACACUCUUUUCAUGCCACUUCGAUACAAAGUUAUUUUCGUAGCAGGUUAGGAGAGCAUUUUUGCUAACCCUUUUUCUAACCUUAACCCUAGUCUCCUAACCUGCUAUGUUAAUUCUCCUAACCUGCUGCGUUAAUUCUCCUAACCUGCUGCGUAAUUUCUCCUAACUUUCUACGAAAAGGUCACUUCUGUAUCGAAGUGGCUUUAAAAGUGUUUCCCUAUAUUAGUAGGAUAUAAUUAGUCCUGUGUUUCUCUUUGACAUCAGGACAGGAAACCCCGGAACAUUCCCUGAGGCAUACAUCAGUAUGCAACACCAUUUAUUCAAACAACAUUCUCUCCCAAAUCAAAUUGUAUUUGUCACAUGCGCCGAAUACAAUAGGUGUAGACCUUACAGUGAAAUGCUUACUUACAAGCCCUUAACCAACAAUACCAUUUUAAGAAAAAAAAGUGUUAAGAAAGUAUUUACUAAAAUUAACAGAAUACAUUUUUUUUUUAAAUAAAAAUAAAUAAAGAAGCAGCAAAAAAAAUAACAGUAGCGAGGCUAUAUACAGGAGGUACCGGUACGGAGUAGUAUAUAGAAGGCUAUAUACAGGAGGUACAGAGUAAAUGUGAGGAGGCUAUAUACAGGAGGUACCGGUACAGAGUAAAUGUGAGGAGGCUAUAUACAGGAGGUACCGGUAUAGAGUAAAUGUGAGGAGGCUAUAUACAGGAGGUACCGGUACAGAGUAGUAUAUCGAAGGCUAUAUACAGGAGGUACCGGUACAGAGUAAAUGUGAGGAGGCUAUAUACAGGGUGGACCAGUACAGAGUAAAUGUGAGGAGGCUAUAUACAGGGGGUACCAGUACAGAGUAAAUGUGUGGAGGCUAUAUACAGGGAGUACCGGUACAGAGUAAAUGUGAGGAGGCUAUAUACAGGGGGUACCGGUACAGAGUAAACGUGAGGAGGCUAUUUACAGGAGGUACCGGUACAGAGUAAAUGUGAGGAGAAUAUAUACAGGAGGUACCGGUACAGCACAAUUGGCCCAGCGUCAUCCGUGUUUGGCCGGGGUACGCCGUCAUUGUAAAUAAGAAUUUGUUCUUAACUGACUUGCCUAGUUAAAUAAAGGUUAAAUAAUUAAACAUUAAGAAGGAAAUAAAUUGCACAAAUUAACUUUUAAGAAAGCACACCUGUUAGUUGAAAUGCAUUCCAGGUGACUACCUCAUGAAGCUGGUUGAGAGAAUGCCAAGAGUGUGCAUAGCUGUCAUCAAGGCAAAGGAUGGCUACUAUAAAAUAUAUUUUGAUUUGCUAAACACUUUUUUGGUUACUACAUGAUUCCAUAUGUGUUAUUUCACAGUUUUGAUGUCUUCACUAUUAUUCUACAAUGUAGAAAAUAGUAAAAAUAAAGAAAAACCCUUGAAUGAGUAGGUGUUCUAAAACUUUUGAACAGUAGUGUAUAUAGGGAAGUGAGAGUCUUAACUUAACCCCACCCCCUCACCACUCACACAAUACGAACACACCCUGCUGUGAGAAGGGACCAAAUUCUGAUAAGCUGCUGUAUGCUACAAUGGCAACAUUAGUCAACUAGAAAAGCAAAAAGGACUUUCCCUGGCUAAAGCCACACCCCCAGAAUGCUGAAGGAAGAGGGGCUGAUUGUCUGUGCUGAGAACAUAUCACACGCCAACCUCUCCGACUUCACACUCCAUUACGGCUGUUAAGAAAGGCAAAGCAUGACUGUGGACUAUGGGAUGUGUGCGCGUCGGCUGCUUCGAAGGUGUGUCAUCAUAUACCUGGUAUCGGUUUCGCUCAUUCAAAGUAAAGAUGUCACCAUGGUGAUAGGAGAGGUGGGUGGGGCUGUGACCCUCCCCUGUAUCUCUGACCUCCAGAGACUCCCAACCCACCUGUAUAUACAGAGACCUGACCCAGACGAGUUCAUUAAUGGCUACCAUAAGACGAGGGACUUACCAUCCCCUCACCCGGAUUAUGCAAACCGUACUCAAGUAGACCACACACAGGGAACGAUGAAGCUGUGGAGUAUACGGCUGUCAGAUGAGGGGCUGUACGAAUGCCACAUCGGAUACCCAACCAAGAACAACCAGGAGAACAUACAGCUCAAUGUGACAGCCAACUACAGCAUCCCCAAUGUAACAGUGGCCUGUGACAAUGGCAGAUGCUUGGUGACAUGUUCCUCCGACAACGGUUACCCUCGUAGGGAUGUUGAGUGGAGCCUGAACCCUCCUCUGAACCAGAGCCACUGGGGAGCAGUGAACAGCAGUGAAGUGAGAGACCCGGCCUCUAUGCUGUUCUCUGUCUUCAGUUCCAUAUCCGUCAACUGCUCCUCCGGACUCCGGCUGAACCUCAGCUGUGCUGUAGGGGGCGCCCUCUCACAGGAACACACUGUCUGCAGGCCUCCUGAUAUCUCUGUUGUCUCUGUGAUCUCUGCUGUCUCUGUGAUCGCUGCUGUUCUGCUGUGUUUCCUGGUGCUGGUGUCUAACAGCAAGAAAAAGAAGGCUCACACAGCCAGAGGUACUCAAGGAGGGAAGGGAGCAGCAAGUUCACAUGAAAAUGUACAGCUGACCUGAAGGAACCCAGAAACUUGAACAUUUGGAAGGCAGAAUGUAGAAGGUUCUAUCAUUUGAUAUGAUAAUUAUAAAUCUGAACUCAUUGGAUACUGCCUUCUAAUGGGACAUGGUAAAGGGGUUGCUGAGGUGACCUAACCAUUGCCUGGACUUGUUGCUGUUGGAAACUUGGAAAUGUUAGCUUUCCUCUACACGCUGGAUGGUAAGCUGGAGUUCAGGGGUGUUUUCACGGUGUUGAGGAAGACUGACAAUUGUAUAAAUAUUUAAAUAGUAUGUUCAAGUGACUGAGUUCCACAGAAGAACCAAUGAAAACUAGAAGUGCAAUGACUGUCCUCAAUGUGUGCACUAAACCAGGGUAUGUAGGGUAUGUAGUAUCCAAGGCAAUAUAUCUUGUAUUUGUAUUGUGUUUGUAUUAGGACUAGAGAUAUGCACUGCACUUUAGAGAAGUGUACACUUAUCAGGGAUUGACUGUAUUCAACUGACUGAUGAAUACUGGAAGUGAAUACUGGAAGUGAAUACAGGAAGUGAAUGUGUCUGUCCGUAGUAGAUCUUAUUUCAGAUCCAAUACCAGCCUCUCCCACUAGGUCCGAGUCCACCCCACAUACCCCACAUUUCUUUUUUAAGCGGGGCAGAUGAGCAUACAUGCGCUCUUCUUCUAUCGCACGUGAAAUGAUGUCAAAGGGGGAAAAAAACUGUUCUUUGUUUGAAGUAACGUCUUUGUUGUUGUAAUAUCGCAAAUGAACGUGGCAGUUUUCCCUCUAGAAUUCCAGAUUUAAGGACUUACAGGUGCUGGUUUUUCAGUGUUUGUGGGCUGAAGACGAAUGCUGAACGUGGGUAACAAUGUGUCUUGAUUCUUUUUGGAAUUAUUUUCAAAACAUUUUUGUAUGUAAAUAUAUGAAAUAUGUUGUUCUCGUGUAAGGUAAUCUUGAGGGCACAUAAUAUUUGUAUUAUUUUAUAUAAGUUAUGAAUAAGUUAUUAAUGUUAAAUUAUGUCUUUCAACUUUUUAAUAGCUAUUAAAAAUGGUCUACUUUGCUAUAAAUAAGUGGUGGAGCUGUUGACAACA